Messenger RNA from Drosophila mojavensis, 2119 nucleotides. RefSeq names its product WSCD family member GA21586. Lineage: Eukaryota; Metazoa; Arthropoda; Insecta; Diptera; Drosophilidae. The record is from RefSeq and is a predicted model, not a curated record. The transcript is spliced from 5 exons. Gene Ontology annotation, molecular function: sulfotransferase activity. Bases 252 to 1220 code for a protein of 322 amino acids.
AACAACAACAACAACAAACGCAAAUCAAUUUUUUUUUUUUCUAAUUUUUAAGUAUAUUUAUAAAACGAAUCGAAUCGAAAGGAAACGAAACUAACGGAAAUGUGUGCGCUGCAUAGGGAUUCUGUUUUCAGAAUCUGUGGCAUGUAACGGUAUAGUUGUACGUACGCGUGUGUGUGCGAGUGUGUCGGUGUGUGUGUAUGUGUGUGUGUGUGCGAAGCGCGGAAUCGGAAUCGUAAUGCAAAGGCGGCGUUAUGGCACUGCAAGGCUGGCGCUUUUUCGGUGUCUCGGCAACAAUCAUCAUCUAUAUAGGCGGAGUGCUAUUUCUAUCCAUGAACAAUAUACCAGGCUCGCAUCCAAAACGCACGCGCAUCGAGCGAUUCGCCGAGUUUUCCAGCUUUCAUAGUCCCCGGUUCCCCAUGCCCAGUCGAAAGAUGACCAUUCGCUGGUGUCGCGACCUCAAGUAUCUAAAUCGCGAGCUUCCAAACUACACAGACUACAAAGCCGGCGACUACUACACUGCCUUGCCCAGCGACGCAAGCGCCAAUUUGCAGUUACAGGGUAUUGCGCCGUCGCCCAUGCUGACCGCAUUGGCGAGCUUUCCAGGCAGCGGAAACACGUGGCUGCGUUAUUUACUGCAGCAGGCUACGGGCAUAUUGACGGGCAGCAUAUACAAGGACUACGGCCUGCUGAAGACUGGCUUUCCGGCGGAGAAUGUGUGCAACAGUUCCGUCUUGCUGGUGAAGACGCACGAAUGGGGCGCCAAGGCAUGGGCACCCUUCUCUAAGGCAAUACUCCUCGUCCGCGAUCCCGAGAAGGCGAUCAUAGCCGAGUUCAAUCGCCAGAGCGGAGGACACAUUGGCUUCGCCUCGCCAGAUCGCUAUAAGCGCACAAAGGGCAAGUAUUGGCAACAGUUUGUGAGCAACAAGCUCAAAGGUUGGGAGCUCAUGAAUCUUAGCUGGGCGCGCAAUUUCACGGGCAGCAUCAAGGUUGUAUUCUACGAUGAUCUGGUCCAGCAUACGGAGCGCGAGCUGCGCCGCAUACUCGAGUUCCUCGAGUAUCCUGUCAACGAGCAGCUGCUGCGCUGCGCCUUGGUGCGCAAGGAGGGCAUCUUUCGCAGGAAGAAGCGCCUCCUGUCCUUCGAUCCCUAUACGGACGCAAUGCGAGCCGAGCUGCUGGCGCGCCGUCGCAUCGUCUAUGGCGUGCUGGGCAGACACGAUUAGACUAAGAUUAGGCAACGAGUAUAAGAAAUGCAAUUAACCACCUAAGGACAACCGUUCUGGCAUUCAGCGUUCAGCAUUCAGCACCAUUCACUUAAACAGUCCCACAGCUUUCCGAGCAGAUCCACAAAUGCCUUUCAGUUCGAGUCCUUGCUGCAAAAGGACUCUUAAUUGGACCAUAGAUCUCAAUCGAAAACCGUUUAGAAACACAUUUGGGCAACAGGCAAACGAACAAACAGAAGAACUACAAACUAAGCACUAGGCAUUAAGAAUUAAGAAUUUCGGAUCGAGGCGUAGGCGUAAGCAACACAAUAAUAUAUUUAUAACGAGCCCUGCCCAAUUUCCUCUGCCAUGCGCAUCGUUUCGUUUUCUUUGUUGCUUCGUUCAAAUGGUUAUACUACUAUAUAUAUAUAUAUGUAUAUACAUAUACAUAUAUAGAGAAUAUAUACAUACAUAUUUAUUAUAUAUACAUUUUUUUGCUCUAAGUUCGAUUCGGAUUUUGUUUUUGUUUAGGAUAGACUGUAGGAGUAGUCAUGCAUGCGAUUUGCAACGAGAACGAAAAUCGAGGUAUUAUGAUUCCUGAACGAAUUUAUGAAAUUCAUUAUACGCCAUGUUGUGCUUCAUCGCUCAAACAUUACAUAUAUAUGGCUGUAUAUAUACAUACAUGUGCAUACGUAUAUGUAUAUACAUAUAUAUGAAUAUGAUGUAUUCCAUUGAUAUUACUCUGUUUAUAUUGUGUACUCCAAUGUUAUAGACUAUCCUUGUAAAAAGUUUUAUACACGAUUCUACAAUAAUUUAUUGAUAUUAUAAACAAUGAUGAACAUAUUAGAUAAUUGUACAAACAAAAGGAAGUUAUAUAAAAAAAAAUCUAACAAAUAAACAAACAAACAAAUGUAACAAAA